Messenger RNA from Grus americana (Whooping crane), 4828 nucleotides. RefSeq names its product ASPSCR1 tether for SLC2A4, UBX domain containing (gene ASPSCR1). The record is from RefSeq and is a predicted model, not a curated record. The coding region runs from base 49 to 1719 and encodes 556 amino acids. Lineage: Eukaryota; Metazoa; Chordata; Aves; Gruiformes; Gruidae. The transcript is spliced from 16 exons. Gene Ontology annotation, molecular function: protein binding.
CAGCUCCGCCCCAGCCGCGCGGAGGCCGGCGCCGCAGCGGGCGGGAAGAUGGCGGCGGCGGCAGGCGGGGGGGGUGCCGUGGUGUCGGUGCUGGCCCCCAGCGGGCGGCGGGUCACGGUGCGGGUGGGGCCCGGCACGGUGCUGCUCCAGAUCCUCGAGGAGGUCUGCAGGAAGCAGGGCGGCAGCCCCGGCGAGUACGGCCUGAAGUUUCAGAGGAGUGUGUUGGAUCUCUCUUUACAGUGGAGAUUUGCCAGACUGCCCAACAAUGCCAAGCUGGAGAUGGUGCCAGUCUCCAAUAGAGUGGGAGUUGGAAACACGGUUCGGAUCGCAUUACAGUUAGAUGAUGGCUCCCGUUUACAAGACACCUUUCUCUGUCAACAGACUUUGUGGGAACUUCUCAACCAUUUUGCAAAGAUCAGGGAGUUUAUGGAACAGCAUGGUGAAUUCUCUCCAGUCUGUAUUUACAUGCGAGAUGAGAUAUCAGGAAAAGAUGCCCUAGAGAAGACAACGCUGAAGUCACUUGGCCUGACUGGAGGCAGUGCCAUCAUCAGAGUUGUCAUGAAGAAAUGCAGUUCAUCUGGUCAGGAGGAAGCUGUGGGUGCCACGGUGCAGUGUGAUGAGCUGACAGUGAGGCCAGGCUCUACUGAAGGAGCAGUGGAUGUGUCCCUACCUCAAGCAAACACAUUCCCAAAGGACUUGGACCACACGGAUGUGGCCAUGUCUUUAAACAGCUGCACAGACAUCCAAGACUCGAUUAGAGAAUCUCAUGCCAGCUUGGACGAGCUGCGGCCUUCCUCAGAGCCCGAGUCUACCCCAUUUGUCCCUUUUUUUGGAGAUGGACAGCGUCUGGGGGACUCUUCUGUAGCUGCACCAUCGCUUGGGUUAGAUACGCCAUCUUCAAAGCUGCCAACAACUUUUUCCAGCCCUGGAGGCCCUUCUAAGCCAAAGAAGUCUAAGAACAGCCAAGAACUGCAGAAGGAGCAAGAACAGCUUCUAGAGCGAGAGCCACUUGUAUGUCACCUAGACUUACUAGAACCACUUCCUGCUGGCCCAGAAGAACUUCCUGAUGAGUUUUUUGAAGUCACAGUGGAUGAUGUACGGAAACGUUUGGCACAGCUGCAGAGCGAGAGGAAACGCCUGGAAGAAGCUCCACUGAUGACAAAGUCUUUGAGGGAGACUCAGCUGAAGGAAAAGUUAGAGCGUUACCCAAAGGUGGUGUUGAGAGUCCAUUUCCCAGACCGUCACGUUCUGCAGGGGUUCUUCCGUCCUAGCGAAACUGUUGGCAUUUUGAGAGACUUUGUAAGAAGCCACCUUGCAGAUGCAGACUUGCCAUUUUACUUGUUUAUUGCACCUCCCAGAAUCAUCUUGAACGAUGAAAGUUUGACGCUCUUUGAGGCUAAACUCUUUCCAACUGCUGUCAUUCACUUCGGAUCUGAGGAGCGCAGGGAUUGUUACCUGAAAUCAGACCUGCUGGGCUCUGCAGUUUCCCCUUCUGCAGCUGAUUUAUUAGUAGCCAGACGUUUGUCCAAAUCAUCAGAUCCUUCUGCUUCAUCAUCUUUAGAAUCAAUAGUUCCCUCCCUGUCUGAACCAGAAGUGGGAAGUGACAAAAGGACCGAUAAGCAGCCAGAACCAGCAAGUGUGCGUGAAGCUCCACAGGUGCCGAGAAGGGCCCCUGGGAAAAUACCCAAAUGGCUGAAGCUGCCAGGUGGGAAGAGAUGAAACAUUCUGGGCUGCUGGAUCAGUGAGCAGCCAGCUCUUUCCUGAUGAACUUACUCAGAAUGUGUAAGAAAUGGCUGGUGGGCCCUGGAGAGAUCUAAUCUGUAUGAACAUUAGUUAUAAAUAGAAAAUUGCUAUUUCAGAUGCCAGUUUUGCCUUUUCGAGGAGUAGGAGGCCUGUUUGUGGUCUUCGUGACUACAGAAGCAUGGCUAGAGGUUAAAUUUAAGGUUUCUUGCAUGCAAAUACAAAUAGAGAAUUAAGGGGGAAAUAAUUCCUAUGUACUUUCUGUGAAGGACUUUGUCCAUAUUUUUAAAUUCAAAUCCUCCCAGUUCUACCUUCAGAGAUAACUUGAGUCUAGCUGCCUGAAUUCUUAGCAGCAAGACACAAUCUGAUUCAGUUUUACCUACAGUUAAGUGCUGCCUGGAGCAAGACUUCUCUCUGCUUCUUGCUGGCUGGGGUUCGUGCUGCUGAUAAUUCUGGGCACAGAUGGCUGGAAAGUGAGUGAAGAGGAACCAUGUAGGUCAUUUAAAACAGUUCAAGUAGGCUUUUUCUGUGAACCUCUUGCUCUGCUGCACUUGUAUUGUUUUCAGUUGCGAGAAUCUUGUUAACAGAGAACACAGGUUAAUGGAAUGCAUGUGGAGGUUGCUUCUGCCCCAAGCUCUGUGUUUUAUUUUCACUACAUAUAAUUAACAUCAGUAAUUACAGUUAGGGUGAGGAAGAAAAAAAAAUCCAGUAAAAAGGUCUCUUCACGUGACCUUCGAUCUAUGGCCUUCUAUGCUCCAAAUGUUUCCACAGCAGAGCAGCUGUUCUCUGCAGUGCAAUUAGUGUGCAGAGGGGAGCACUAGUCCAGAAGUUUGCCUCCUGCAGAUGUUGCAAGGAGAUGACUAUUGUUGGUUAGAAUUGCACUUACACUGGAGAUGAACUCUAUAGUGCCACAGUAGCCAUGGUUCUGUAUUUUAUUUGAAGUCUUCUCCAUGGAUCAGUGAUUCAUAUUGGAUUGCUGGGGUUCUAUGUUAAGGUAAUAACAUGUUUUCCAUUUUCCCUGUAUUAGACAAUUGUUCUCUGAACAACGUGUGCAUCGGCACAAUUUGUAGAUGUAAUAAAGCACAGUGGCCAUAGGAGGCCUUUUUGUCGGUCUCUUUGAUAGUAUGUUUCUUCCUCCAGUUCUCAGUUUCUCUGUCAGUUCACAGGAACCUGCUCCCUUUUCAAUGGGCUUGUCAUGCCUCAUUCCCUUCCUCCUUUUUUUUUUUUUUUUUUUUUUUUUUUAAACAAAGCAAAACGGAGCUUUGUACCAUCUGAAUGAACUUCAAAGUGGCUAGAAAGGGCACCCAGGGUUCCUGGCACUUGUCAUUGUCUCUCAGCCUGGCCAACAUUUCCCUUCUAGGUCUAAUUACUUCCAAAUGCUCCCAGAUGCUUUGAAGAAACUCAGAGGGAGGGGGAGGCAUGAAAGAAAGGUGGAAGACGAAAAAGGAGACUCAAAGUGGAGGGAGCAGAAUGCUUUAGCGAAAAUGUUGAUUGAUUUCUUAUAUGACACCCAAACAUAAAUAGGGAAUGUGUGCGGCCGCUGGCACAAUGCAAGAGCGCUGUGUACAGUUGCUGCUCUAAAUUUUUACUGUGGAAAGCAAGCCCUUCUUGCACUUGACAGGCUAUAAAGGACAUGCUACAGCAAAACAAAAAAAUAUUAAAAUAAUGUUUAAAGUUUAUUACUUUUCCAGACUAAGUGUGGGCUGAGCCUACGCUCCAUAGGACUAUCUGUAUCUGUUCAGGUGCUAUGUCAGGCUUAUUCAUUUCACAGAAGUCAGAGGCAGACUGUAGCUAGAGCUGUUUUGCUGAAUUUAUGCAGGAUAUAUCGGGGCCAACCAGUAGCCAUGGCUAAUGACAGGUAUAUACUUGUGCUGGUGUUUUUUAUUCACAGCGUUAGAAUUAACAGAAGCAGUCUGGUUGGUAGAAAGUUGUACGUGCUUUCAGAUGUGCUAGUCUUGGUUUUUGAAGAGCACAGGCAACAUAAAAUAGUAUCGAUUUGCUUAGCUAUUUUGAUUCCACCAGUUUUGACAAAGAGCUAGCACCAUAACUAUCACCUGCAAGUACCUGAUACGGGAAAACAGAAGGAAAAGUUUAGGAACACAAGCAGCAAUAUCAUUAUUACUGGGGCAGUUUAAUGGAUUGCGUACUGGGGUGGGGAUUAGGAGACUUCAUAUUGCGAACUGUGUGCGUUAUCUCAGUCAGUUCUGCCCAUGUUUGUCCCUUGCCAUGCAUCAAGCCCAAUUUAAUCUACUCUUUUAGGAGAAUGAAAAAUUGGUACCUUGAACAGCUAGACCAGAGGUUUUUAUUCCCCUUUGCCUAUGCAAAGAAGAGUUAGCGUUAGCUGCUGCUGCUGCUAUUAAAAUACUGCUUUACUGCUAACAUUCACAUCAGCAAUCCUCUUGUCAAGAAUGGUUGUGUAUGGACCAGGUAUGUCAAGGAAGUGAACUCGAGUUGUUUUUAGGGCAGCAGCUUUGAGAGACCUGUGUGUCAGGAGAAGGCAGAAUGGGGGGAAGAGAUGAGGAUUUGAUACCUGGAAGAGGCAAGAAAGUAGGAGCGCAAGUUCUUUUAAGAGGGACAAGAUGCCCCAAUAUUUAAAAGUGCAAGCUCUUCACUAAGGUGGAUUCCUACCCUGCCACAGAACAAUACAUGCAGAUACCUGAUGAGCUGGAUUUGUUUCAAUAUCACUUCUGCUGUAGUAGCUGAACUCAUCCCAGGGGGGUUUGGGCAUUCAAAGGUAGUAUUACUUGCAUUUUUUUGCUGUUGCCUUUUUUUACCAUAUGGUUGUGAGGCUGAAGGCUGAACUAGGUCAGUUCCUUCAUGGGUUUCGUUGUACAGCUGCACAAACAGUUGUCUUGGCAAAGAGGCUGCAGUGCAGAGGGAUGGGGCACUGCUUAAGCUGGUACUGUCAUCAGAAAAUGUGUAUUCAAUUGUGGUUUUAGUUGAAGUUUGCAAGUGGCUGGUGUUCCGAGUGAUGACCUUGAUAGCUCUUGGCCGAAAGAGUAUAGUGACCUACUGAGCCUUUGCCCGCUGCCGUGGUCAAUGGGGAAAAAAUUGCUCGCUAUUACUAAUCAUAAAGACUGCAGAUAGC